Symbiodinium sp. CCMP2592 is the source of this 1167-nucleotide messenger RNA. Lineage: Eukaryota; Dinophyceae; Suessiales; Symbiodiniaceae. The record is from the annotation of a GenBank genome assembly.
AUGGCGUCGGCUAUCGUGCCCGACACACUCUACCUCGGGCCAGAGGUAGCGGUCGCUGAGACGGUCGGAAGUCUGCGGUGCACGGGCCACAGCGUGCUCGUGAUCCGCUGCAUGGAGUGCGAACCUGACACACCGGCCUACGUUGCUGCACUGGCCCCGAACGAGCUUGAUUGCUCAGCUUCCAAAACGGAGCUUCUGCAUCUGGUGCUGCGAGACGAGGCUGAGCAAGCGCUGAUGGAUGCAAUCGAUUCUGCGACUGCAGCAGUGGCAAGGUGGCUGUGUCUCCCUCAAGAGGCAGGACGAGAAGGGGCCACUGGCGAAAUUGAAGAUGCUGGUGACUGCAAACCUGCCUCUGCAAAGCUGGAGUGCCCGCGCCAUGCUGUGGUCGUGCACUGCGCCGCCGGUGUGAGCCGCAGUGCAUCCAUAGUAACAGCACUUGUUAUGACGUUCGGUGUCAGACUUUGUGGCUCCGCAGUCCUGGAUCCACAGCUCAGUGGCCCACAGCCGCGGAGUGAUGGUGGUCCUGUCGGCCUGGAGCGCGCUUUAAGCUUCGUCGCAAGUAGACGCCCAGUCAUCUCUCCGAAUGAAGGCUUCCUCGAGCAGCUGAUGGCAUACGAGGCGCGGCUGCGCGCAGGUGGCGGCGACGACGGCUUGCAGCCGAGCUUUGAUCCGAUCCUGAACAAGGUACGCACAGUCGCAGCGGUGUGUGCGGUGACUCCCGAGCUGGCUCGCCGUGCUCUCGACAGUGCAGGGAUGGAUAUCAACAGGGCGGCAGAAUUUAUCUUCACCGGAGCUAAGAAAGCGACAGCACCGGAGAUCGUUUGCAAGAUGGCUUUGGGACACAGACGGUUGGACAUGCGAAGUCAGUACUUGGCCAAGGGUCUUCUCUGGCUUCAGGAUGAGAACGACCCUGCGGUCUUCAGCGACCUCCUGCAGGACCUGACCGGCUGCCUGGACUUGCUCAACGAAAUUCUAGAUGACCCAGCAGCUAAAGAAGCAUCCAAGGCGCAUGUGCAGCCGUUUGCAUACCUGGCGCGGGACGCAGCGAAGCGACUGAAAGACAGAUUGAGCAUGACGGUCCAGGAGCCCAGUUGGGUUGAUUCGGUUUCGCACCUGCAGAAGAUCGCCGAUAACGCAGAGAAGCGAUUAACCAAGCUGGAAGGAUGA